Amblyraja radiata (thorny skate) is the source of this 1881-nucleotide messenger RNA. RefSeq names its product shootin 1 (gene shtn1). Gene Ontology annotation, biological process: positive regulation of neuron migration; neuron projection morphogenesis. Lineage: Eukaryota; Metazoa; Chordata; Chondrichthyes; Rajiformes; Rajidae. The coding region runs from base 1 to 1881 and encodes 626 amino acids. The record is from RefSeq and is a predicted model, not a curated record. Gene Ontology annotation, cellular component: axonal growth cone; cytoplasm; cell leading edge. The transcript is spliced from 17 exons. Gene Ontology annotation, molecular function: actin binding.
AUGGCUCAGAGCAGCAUUGGACAUAAAUUUCCAAAUCUCCAGGAAUGGAAAAUUCAAGAAAACAAAAGCGGAAAGUCUGUCCUAGAACUUCAAAACAAUCAUCCUAUCCCCACUCCUUCCGGCUUUGUGUUCAGGUUAGGUUCACUUACACUGAGCCAGAGCUGUCAGUUACACCUGGUGCCACACGCUGUAACCUGCCGCCUUCCUGCUAACAGGUGGAUUCCAGAGCUUAAACGGUUCGUGGAAAUGGCCACUUCAGAAGAGGAACAGAUCACCACCCUCAACGACUUGUCUAAACAAGCAAUUGAUGGGUAUGACAAUCUUGUGAAAGAAAAUGAGAAGAUGAAAGAGGAGAAUAUAAGAUUGACUGAGGAAAAAGAUAAUGCUGUUCAACAAGUGAAAGAACUCCACAGAGUCUCUCGAAUGGUGAUUGAUGAAGUCGGUGUAAUUCAAAGCCACCUUGACAUGGAGAAAAAUUGCCGUGAAACUGCUGAAAUAUUUGCUUCAAAGCUCCACAAGGACAAUAAGAACCUUAAAAGAAUCAGCAUGCUCUGCAUGGGGAAACUGGCAACAGAUACGCUCCCUGUUGAGCUUUCCUUAGGAGAAGAUUCAACAAUUGAUGCUACAAAUAUGCAUUUAGACAAGGAUAUUGGAUGUACUUCUAUAGAAUGUCAACAUCAAAUUCAAGAUCUUCGAGAAAAACUGACAAUAGCACUGGAAGAGAAGAAGCAGUUGUCUUUUCAGCUGGAGACCAUAAAAGGUCAUUGCAAGGACUUGACUGAUAAAUUACGAAAAGAAGAAGAAAGAAACAUUGUUCUGGCUACAAAGGUUGACAAACAAAAUCAAAUUCUAGCCAAGUACAAUAAAGUUUCCACUUUGGCCCUGGAGGAAUACGAAAGCUUGGAGCAAAGUCUAGAAAUGGAGAAAGAUCUCCGAGAGGAGGCAGAGUCUUUUGCUCAUGAGAUGCUUAUCGAACAAAAAAAACUAAAACGGCAAAGCCGGGUUCUUAUUCAGAACAUGGUGCCUCAUGAGCAGCUAAUGAAAGCUCUUGACGACCUUGCAAUUGUGACAGAGGUAAUGGAGAAGGAGAGAAUUCUGCAUGAGAAAAAGAUAAAGGAAAUGGAGGAACAUCUAAAUAAUUCCAGACUUCAGAAAGAGAUAAACUCACUGAGGAAGCAGCUUACACUUUUUGAAGAAGACAAAGAUGAACUCAAACUUAAGUGCAAAAUAUCUGAUCAGCAAGUUAACGAUCUGAAACAUACCAUUGAUGAACUGCAGAAACACAUCCAACAAGCGGAAAGCUCUACACCACCACCACCACCACCGCCUCCACCUCCACCUCUUCCAAAGCUAUCACCAUCUGCAAAUCCACUAAAGAAUCUUAUGAUGAUCAUUUGUAAAAAACAGAAAGCAUCCAAUUUGUCGCAGGAAUCGGACGGAUCCUUGGAUGAGGUGAAGAAACAAGCAGUUGAUGAAAUGAUGGAGAGAAUUAAGAAGGGAGUUCAGCUUCGGAAAGUUAAUUGUCCUAACAUGACUCCACUUACUAAGAAUGCACCUCAAGAAUAUACUGCGCUACGGGAGCUCAGAGGAAUACUGAAAUCUAAUAAAGUUGGAACGUUGGCCACCGUUACCCAGGUUACGGGAGAAAAUGAGCUGGAAAGAAUCUUAUGUCACAGAAAGGAAAUAACAGAAACUGAUGCUGGUCUACAACACAACGCGAUUGAUACAACAUCUCAAUGUGUGGCUACCUUAAGUUCGGGAAAUAUAUUCAUCAGAAAUAACUUUAAUCGAAUUUCGGGUCGGAGAGAACGAAGCAAGAAAGUAAAUGCAAAGCUUUCAGAUUCCUGCUCAGUUCCAAAUCAAAGGAAGGAGAAUGACUAA